Puccinia triticina is the source of this 2544-nucleotide messenger RNA. RefSeq lists its product as uncharacterized. The coding region runs from base 1 to 2544 and encodes 847 amino acids. Gene Ontology annotation, biological process: protein dephosphorylation; positive regulation of G2/M transition of mitotic cell cycle; positive regulation of G2/MI transition of meiotic cell cycle. Gene Ontology annotation, molecular function: protein tyrosine phosphatase activity. The record is from RefSeq and is a predicted model, not a curated record. The transcript is spliced from 4 exons. NCBI's taxonomy places the organism in Eukaryota, Fungi, Basidiomycota, Pucciniomycetes, Pucciniales, Pucciniaceae. Gene Ontology annotation, cellular component: cytoplasm; nucleus.
AUGGCUUCUUCCCUUCUCCCGGCUUCUUCCCCAAUGCUCCUAGGCAACGUAGACGAGCCAUCUCGGCAUUUCGAGCCUCUUUCCUCUCCAACCCCUGCCGCCCCCUUGACACACGGCCGUCCUAAGUCCUGCCCAACUCAGCAUCCUACCGGUGUCAAGGAUGACUCGGCAUUGCUCCUUAAGUCCGGAGAUAGUCACAACGUAGGUCAUCGUCCACUUUCUGAAGGCCCAAUGGAUCCAGAGGUUCCCCAACCCAUCGCAUGUGCACAGAGCCGGGCUCAUGAUGAGGAUUUAGUACUCGCAAUGGAUACUUCUAGUCCGUCCAUUGCCAGCCUAAGCCGGAUGUAUAACCCAAUUCCACCAAGCCAUCCGGGGUCGAACCUUGCGGCUAUGCCUCUUAUAACUCCUUCCAAUCCGUAUUAUAUGGAUAUCUCAUCCGCUUCCGUUGAUCGUAGCGGUUGCUUGACCAAUGUGCCUGCCGGAGUAUCGUUCGGAACUUCAUACCAAGCACUCUGCGAGGAUGCCUCUAAGCUUUCGAUACCCCAAGAGAACCGUCAGAUUUGCCAGCAGAGUCGAUAUAACUCUCCCUCCUUGCAGGCCACAGUCGGCAAUAUGGACAUUGAUUCCCCCGGCUACAACAUGCAUCCCAUCGCGCAUGAUUCCGAGCCUGGAUGCUACUCCUCGUCAGGAAGUGAUUCGCCGCUUAAGCAGCAUUCUGGUCGCUCGGCAAGUGAAGGGAGCAUUGGCAAACGGAGCCGCAUGGACGAAGAAGAAGACGAGCGAUAUUCAUCCUCGCCUGCUAUUUCUGACUCCAGAUCUUGUCGCCACCGGUUCUCUAAUCCAAGCAUGUCCAGAUCGCUUCAAGAUCACACAUCCCCCUUGCCGGAUGACAGCGACAGUUCCAAAAUGCAAACCAAUUCAUCCAAUCGUGAUAUGGACUUAUUCUCUCCCGAGCCUCCAUCAUCAUCAUCGUUCGACGAUGCCAGCCCUUGUUUGAAUGCCGUUGCUAGGAAAGCUCUCUAUCAGGCGCCAAGGGACAGCCCUCUCUCUGCCUUUCGGUUCCCUGCGACCAAAUCAACUCUAAAUUGCGAAAAACGACUGGGCAUCAACCGCCAGGCCCGAUCCAGUACAACUAGUUCCAGAAGUGAUUCUGUUCCAUGCCGAUCUCAGUCAAAGGUAGCUCAGAACACGGCUACAUUGUUCAACCGACAUCUAUCAUUAUCGACAACUAUUGAUAUAACCCGAUUAGAAGAGCCCACUAGCCGACGGGGUAUGAAAGUUCCACGUGCAGUCAGCUAUGCGGCGAGUGGACCCAGACCAAUGGAGGUUGACGGACGGGAAAAUUCGGAGGAACUGGACGACCGGUCCGAAACAGAUUCUUCGCCUGUUCCUCGGAUUGCGGUUAAGCAGGUCUCGGCUCCUACCAACCUGAAGGCCAAACGAUGCGCUGCGCCGCUGGAUUUGGGCUAUCUACAACCACCAUCCCUCAACUCAGUCACCGCCUUGCAGAGUCCAAGCAGUAGAUUCAUUUUUACAUUCGGUGCGACUAUCCAAAGUCCUGUAGGUAUAGCUUUCAGUGAAAAGGAGCGCGCCGGAAAAAUCUUACCCUGCCACAAAGUUUCUAGCGAUGGUUUGAUGCGCAUAUCCCCCGAGACAAUGGACCAACUACUAGAUGGAGCGUACGACGAUAAAAUUUCAAAGAAGAUGAUUUUUGAUUGCCGGUUCGGAUACGAGUAUGAUGGUGGACACAUUCGCGAAGCUAUCAAUCUCCAUGACAAAGAAGCUGCCGAGACCAUGUUACUGCAGGGGACGCUCUUCAAUGGCGGGCAGAAAGAUGUUCCUAUUCCUAGCGAAUCCGGCAAACCAGAUCCAAAUGGGGAAACGAAGAAAGUUGUGCUAGUCUUUCAUUGCGAGUAUUCCGCCAUGAGAGCGCCGACUGUGGCAAAGCACCUGCGAGAGCAAGACAGACACAAGAAUAUGACUCAUUACCCGGCACUACAUUACCCUGAGAUCUACAUACUGGAGGGCGGAUUCGCCAAGUACUUUUCUCAUUCUCCACAGCACUGUGAUGGUAGCUACGUGCGCAUGGACGACCCGACCCACCGAACUGAUCGGCAGACGGAUCUCAAUCUCUUUCGCACCCGGGAAAACUCUGUGUUCGCGAGGACAAAGAGUUACACUUACGGCGAUAGCAAAAUUGUAAAGCACAAAAAGGAUCCAAAGUUGACCCUGGGAGGAAACCGAUUCGGACUUGAAAAUAAAUCGAAUCCGAUGACUGGCGCAGGAAAGGAGAACGCUCCGGCUCGGAGCAAACUCAUUGAAGAGGACGACGACGAUGAUGAUGAUGAGAAUUACGCACAGGCGUCUAGCCCACUCUACAUGACCAUCAACGCGGCAGCCCACGCCAAGAGAGCUAACUUGAAAACGCAAGGACGAUCGAUUAGCAUGUUGGCUAAAGUCGAGCAAAAUCAAUCCACAAGAGGUGUCGCAGGCCGGAAGCCUCUCGGUAACAAGACUCAAAUGAAUCGGCUAGCGCUGGCUUGA